GUGUUGUAAAUCACAUCCUGGUUGACUUGUGAAUGGGUAUAUAACCACCCAAGAAACUGAACAAAUAGGGGCGGCUCACUCAUAGACCCUGAUCUGUUGCACUGAGGUAUCAAGGAAGAAAUAGAGGGUUUUCAGCUUUAUCGGGCCCUGAAAGAGGAUGAAACUGCUGGGACUAUCGUCCGUUAUUUUAGCAGUAAGCGUACACUAUGCAUCCUGCUGUUGCCGACCAUCACCCCCCAAACGCCCACCGAGUCCAUGGUGCCCAAGUAUAAACCCCAAUCAGUAUGCAGACAGAGGAAAGGCGACUGCAACUGUGCACUGGCAGCUUCCAGUGACAGGCAAAUGUUCCAGGCUGACCUUGGUGGUUGGUUCCCCACCUGGUUCUCCUUUCUCUGAUGGGAGACAUUGCAUACGGUACAGAACCUCCAACCCUUGCACUGGCCUGUGGUCAGACUGCGCCAGGUGUUUUACGGUGAAAGUUCGCAGGUGCUCAAUAUUGCCUCCUCCAAACAACGGAAAGGUGAAUUGUCUUCAGGGGAGAAAGUUUGGAGACACAUGCAGAUACUCCUGUGACAAAGGCUAUAAUCUUGUUGGAUCAGCACAAACUACUUGCGAGGUCAACGGAUGGUCAACAGCGGCUCCGACCUGUAAAGUAAACUCUUGCAGUACUUUGGUUCUUCCAAAGAAUGCAGUCAAGUUUGAGUGUGAUAAUAACUUGCUUUAUGGGAGCGUGUGCCAGUUGACAUGUGAUCGAGACAAGGGAUACGCUUCAACAAAAGCGAAAUACGCUAAAUGUGGUGAACAAGGCUGGUCCACAACUGAUUUUCAGUGCACAGAUGUGGAGCCCCCGGUUUUCCAUAACUGCCCAUCACAGACGAUACAUCAGACUUUGGACCCUGCUAGUAACCUUACAAGUGUGAUAUGGCCGAAAAUAUCUGUGUCGGACAACUCAGGUCAACAACCUACCAUGACACCAACCUCUCCAUACACUGUGACCAGUAUCGGCGGCAGUUUCCCAGAGGGAACACACAUAGUGCGGUUUGAUGCUGAGGAUGCAGCUGGAAACAAGGCAACCCAAUGUAUCUUCAUCGUUGAAGUUGAACGAGUUGAGUGUGACCCUCCAACAAUAAAUGGAGAAUACAUUGACACCCCCAGCUGUCUUCCUCCCUUUGAUGUUGGCAAACAAUGUCGAGUGGAGUGUGCUCUGGCACUCCCCCUGAAAGGGAAGAGAUACAUCACCUGCAGCAUCGACACCGGAAGUAAUCCCGCAUCUACAUUCUGGGACUGGGGACAGAAUGACUCCCCACCUUUGAAACAACCAUAUUGCCAAGUUGACAUGUGUACGAACCUUACGGCACCAAAGAACGGCGCUAUUUCCUGCGGGUUCUGGACUGGACAGCGGCUCUGCAACGUCCACUGUAACGAACAGUACGACAUUCCAGAUAGUACCGAUUAUGAAUUCAAGUGUUAUGGUGACUCAAACAAUGAUCCAACAUGGCAUCCAGUUGUCUACCGUCUACCGAAGGAAUGUACACAGUUCGUUGACUUGCCUUGGAACAAACGACGUCUGCCAGUAUACCUUAUCUACAACGGACCUUGCAACAAUGCCAUUGAUGACAUUAAAAAGGGCUUCAUUAACCAAGCCAAAAAUGUUACAAGUCGCAUAUGUUCCGAAACAUCAACAUCGCACUGCAACGUGAACAACGUGCAGGUGUAUUGUGGCGGAACAAGGAAAAGACGGUCACUUCCAGCAGGUGUUCGGCGUUCACGACGAUCAACAACAAACUACAUCGUCUUUGACAUCGACGUUGAAGAAACAACGGGUCUGUCCAAUGAUGAGCAAGUCAUCAACGCCAGAAGCACUCUCAAUAACGUCUUCAAAGAGUUGUCUGAAGACUCUGCGUUCACGGCAAACGGCAUACGGAUUUCACCUUCAGGACUUGCCAAGAUGCCAGAAAAACGCCUCUGUCAGAAUGGAUACGUGAAAAGCAAGACCUCUGGAUCGAAGUGUGUUCCAUGUCCAAAAGGAAUGUAUUAUCGGGAGGAAAAGUGUGAGUUGUGUCCCCUUGGACUCUAUCAAGACAUCACAGGGUCAACUGAGUGCAAGAAGUGUCCGGCGGGCUAUACCACUCUCCAAAAGGGCAGCUUCAUCGCAAGUCAAUGUAAAGAAAUGUGCAAGCCAGGCUAUCUGUCUCCCAAUGGAUUAAGUCCAUGUUCACCUUGUCGUCGAGGACGUUUUCAACCUGAACAAGGUCAGACGUUGUGUAUACGAUGUCCCAUUGGAUUCACCACAGAGAAGGUUGGCUCCUCAACUCAAUUGCAAUGUGUUUCUUACGAUAUCAGUUUUGAGGGUCCAGUCAGUGUCAACAUGUCACCGGGCAGCAAAUCGGAACUUAGAGAGUUUACCUUUGGUAUAUGGGUCAAAAUCGACUCGAAGGGCAAUCAUAUUGUAUUUGAGAUGUUCCUGGAAGACACUGUUUCCUUCUCCGUGUCACUCUCAUCUGACAUUGCAGUAGCAGCCGGCAGCAACCAUAUAGUCAAGAAUAGUGUUCUGUCGAACUCUUGGGUACAUGUGGCCAUUGUUUGGACUACAGAGAAUGUGACAAUCUUCAGAAGUGGUGAUCAGAUUCACCAUCAACGCUUUUUCUCGUCAGUUUCUACAAUCCCUCCCAACACAAGGAUGAGAAUAACAGUCCAAGCUGUUCAGCUGAGGAGUUUGGUGUUGGUAUCGUCAGCUGAUGCCGCCACUGUUGCAACCGUAGCAGGAACGUGCGAGGCAAUGUUGCCAAACGCUAUAUUUUCGGUUGAAAACCUCAACAUGACAUAUCUCGACCGGGUUCUGGAGGUCAUUCCAUCCUCAUGCCAAGAAAUUGACCCAUGUGAGGGAUUCUGUGGCACAUUUGGAAGGUGUUCUCUGAACGCGUCCAUGGCACCACAGUGUCAUUGCAGUGGAGGCUACACUGACCCUCGGUGUAUGACCCCGCCAGACAAGUGUGCAGACAACGACUGUGCAGAGGGCUCAACGUGUGUGGCAGGACUGGGAGAAGGAGCUGAGUACACUUGCGCUUGUCCACCGGGGUUUACUGGAACGCUGUGUGACGAUGAACAACCUGAUGGUGAAUGGGGCAUGUGGGGCGAUUGGGGGGCGUGUUCCGUGACGUGUGGACGUGGCUACAAAACACGACAUCGUUCCUGCGACAGCCUACAAGACGGAAGCAAACCCUGUGUUGGCAACUACAGAAACACAGAAGUUUGUAAUGCCGAGCCAUGUCGAGUCUGCCACAAGGAGUAUCUUCUAUCCAGCCGGGACAUUGCCGACGUGACGUGCACCACAGACAGUGAUGGUGUAUUGCAAUGUGACAGUAAAUGCCGAAUUGGUCUGGUACAGUUCCAGUCUGACAUGAAGUAUUCUUGCAAGGAAAAAGAAUGGACGCCUGGUCGUGUUGUGCGGUCAUGUGCAGAACCCGCAUCUCCGGUCACAGUCCAGCUGAAAUAUACUGUUGUUCACACACAGCGAGUACCCGAUCUGAAGGAAUCACUCUCUGGCAUCGCGGAGAGGUUUGCAUGUGUGAAAAGUGGUGUAUGUGGCUGGCAUGUUACCGGCAUCGAUUGUGACAACGAUACAACUGUGUGUACAGAUAAUUCUGGUGUGCAGCUGGGUGUUCUGACACUCGACAUUCACAUUGUACCCGGUGUUGUUGACGUCUCUUCGAUGCAGACUAAUCCAGAACUUGCUCGAAUCAAUAAAAAUCUGCUGUCUUCCAAUGGUGGAUUUAUGCACGAAAGUAAUGAACGUUACAGUCCAUCCCACCGUGAUAUUGAAAUUACAAUGCAUCAAGGUCACAUGAUAGUGCAGCCAUACGGACGCAACGGAAGCGGGAUAGCAGCUACUGGGGGACUUGGAGCAAUCACUGCUGCUUGGAAUAUCUUGGACAAAGCGAACUGGGAAGUAAGGUCCGUGGGUUACAGGAACUUUACAGUCGGAGACAAUGAACCCUACCUGAAGGUGGAACAAAAUGUCACGUGUGCUGCUGGCCGUGUUCCUGGGGGAUUAUUCUGCUCGAAAUGUCCACUUGGAACCUUUUACUCCGAUGGCAUGUGCGAGGCAUGUCCCGUUGGCUUCUACCAAAAUCACUACGGACAGUUGUCCUGUACACCCUGCCCCGGGUUCGCCACAACACCCGACAUCGGGAUUCCAUACCACACCAUGUGUCUUGCUCCCGAAUCUCCAGACCAGUACCUACUGGUGGCCAGUGGUCAAAAUACGCUGACCAAGACUCCCCUGACAUUCCAAAAUCAGAGCAUUAUUAUCCUCUCCAACAUCAACGGUAGCGUAACUCACCACGUCUACAGCGCCACCGAUAACUACAUCUACUACAGCACACAGUCUCCAGCCUCCAUUGGACGAAUCCGAUGGGAUGGAAACAGGCAGCUGACGAUCAUAAAUCUGAAAGGGGAAGAGGUGACAGGAUUGGCUGUGGACGAGAGGUCAGGACUUGUGUUCUAUACCCUGCGCACUGGCUCCCUCAAGGCCGUGACCUCUGACCGCUACACCAAAGAUGACAUAGUGAUACUCAACGGACUUGAUAGCCCCAGUGAUCUUGUCCUACAUCAGGAAAAAUUCAUGAUGUACUGGGCAGAGGGGCAGACAAUCCAGCAGUACCGUUAUGGUAAUGACACGACAACUUUACUAAAGAACACCACACAAGACGUCCUUGGUCUCAGGCUCAACUCAGAAGUUGAUAGAUUGAUGUGGUACAGCAACGGACAACUCAUUAGCUGCGACACCGACGGCGAGGACGUCACACCUCUUGUUGACAACGCAAGUCCGCUGUUUGGCCUCGUGAACGACUACUACUUCUAUGCCAAUGAAACAAGACUGUACAGAGUCAAUGCUGAUGGUGUCACACGCGCACAAGUGAUGUCGCUUGCAUCACCCCCAACCAGCGUCUCGGUCAUCUCCACCAGCCAACAGGAUUGGGGAACUCUGAAAUGUUCUGGCAGUAUCCCUGAUGGUCAGGCCUGUUGGCAGAUUGAUCGUUUCGAGACCAAACGUUUGGAAACUAACCCGACCUGUUGCGAUGGAACCUAGUUAUCAACCAGUGCAAUGUUCGCACAGAUUUAACAGUAAAAUUGAAUAAAGGAGAAAAUGGGUUAUUUUAAUUUUAGACACGUAAAGAGGUCCAUCAUAAAAUUUGGCAAUCUUUGUAUUGGGCAUGAUUGUUUACUUCAGUCAGUGAGGCCGUUUUUUAUUACGGAUCCGCCGAUCCGAAAUGUUUUUACAACAUUUUUUGCCAUAAUAUGCCAUAAAAACAAAGAAAGUGAAAAAAAAGGAAAAAAUAGCAAAUCAUACCUUUCAAAUAUUCCCUGAAACUAUUUUAUAUUAUACAAAAGAAAAUCACACAUAUUGUCUGAACUCCACGAGUGCAGGGGACGUUUGCAUCACAAACGACCUCAUUUGUCAAGGCAGAACAGUUGGAGACAUAGUACAGUCUGUUCUAGAUGAAACAGAUGUUGACAGAGUAUCAGUUGCACGGGACUCAAGUGAGCAAAUAACAUCUCCAUAUUCCUUUUUUUUUCUUUUUCUUUUUUCCCUCCCUGCUGACCUGAUAAUUUUUUACAAUCUGUAAACCAAGUAAUUUUUUAAACAGGCCUGACUGGAAUGAAUUAAGAUGAAUCUUGCGGAAACUUUACAGGGGUGAAAGUAACGCCUACAUGUAAAUAAUUGUUCUCCAACAUAUGCUAGAGAAGUAGUUUACAUUGUUUUUAAGUUUCAUUAAAUCUGUGCGGACCUUGUUACAAACAUCCUCUGAAACAGGAAUUAAUAUUAUGUUUUUAUACUCAAGAUUCAAAUAUGACAAAGAACUUCCAAAAUACUUUAUACGACAUAAUUAAUCGCUGUGCUUUUUAUGCUAUUAUGCAAAUUAAACCUGAACGUGGUUCAUUUUCUUCAAUGUAAUCCUCAGCUUAGAUUUUUAAAUGAUUACUUUUAGCAUUAUCGAAACAGGAAAUGAAAUUAUCUGUAUAUAUUCAAGAUUCAAAUAUGAUAAAGAACUUCAAAAAUAUGUUAUACGACAUAAUUAAUCGCUGUGCUUUUUAUGCUAUUAUGCAAAUUAAACCUGAACGUGGUUCAUUUUCUUCAAUGUGAUCCUCAGCUUAAUAGUUUAAAUGAUUACUUUUAGCAUUAUCGAAACAGGAAAUGAAAUUAUUUUUUAUACUCAAGAUUCAAAUAUGAUAAUGAACUUCAGAAAUAUUUUAUACGACAUAAUUAAUCGCUGUGCAUUUUAUGCUAUUAUGCAUGUUAAACCUGAACGUGGUUCAUUUUCUUCAAUGUAAUCCUGAGCUUAAAUUUUUAAAUGAUUACUUUUAGCAUUAUACUUUCACGUUCACUUUUGCUUGCUUUGUCCAUGUUUCUCAAACUGUAAACCUAAUCUUAUUAAAACAUUAAUAAACUAUGCAUACUGAAACCUUA
Messenger RNA from Haliotis rubra (blacklip abalone), 6472 nucleotides. Its product is annotated as sushi, von Willebrand factor type A, EGF and pentraxin domain-containing protein 1-like. Lineage: Eukaryota; Metazoa; Mollusca; Gastropoda; Lepetellida; Haliotidae. The transcript has 29 exons. The coding region runs from base 158 to 5092 and encodes 1644 amino acids. The record is from RefSeq and is a predicted model, not a curated record.